Molecule: messenger RNA, 8414 nt
Organism: Diabrotica virgifera virgifera (western corn rootworm)
Lineage: Eukaryota; Metazoa; Arthropoda; Insecta; Coleoptera; Chrysomelidae
Product: cellular tumor antigen p53
Exons: 10
Coding region: 520-1530 (336 amino acids)
Biological process (GO): regulation of transcription by RNA polymerase II; apoptotic process
Cellular component (GO): nucleus
Molecular function (GO): RNA polymerase II cis-regulatory region sequence-specific DNA binding; DNA-binding transcription factor activity, RNA polymerase II-specific
Source: RefSeq, a predicted model, not a curated record
UUAUUUAUUUUUUAUUUUUAUUUUAUUCGGAUCUGGUUGUUUUUGAGGGGAUGGUUGUUGAAUGUUUUUUCGUAUGAAGCAAGUGAAAUUGUGUAUUUAAAUUAUAUUAUUUGUUAACAAGCAAAAUUCUAAUAUUGGUGUGUUUAAAUUGUUAUAAAUAAAAAACUACUGGUAAUAUUGCAAAUUAGAAUUUUUGAAAUUGUACUCCAGGAGUCCAUUCCAGCAUCACGCUUUUUUGAUUCUUCAACCAUGUCUUUUCAAUCUGAUGUAUUGUCUCCUGAGGACCAAAAAUUUUUGUAAAUAUCUCUAGCAGCUUUCUUCUGUCAGCUAAGAUGAUGUGUUUUGGGAAAACAAGAAAGACAUUGAGAACAAAAAAAAAAUAGAAUACCUAUGAUAAGGAAAGUGAUACAUAAGAAUUUACCAUCUUAGAGAAAAAAGCUAGGAAAACAAACAAUGUGAUUUAAUAUUACUUGAUUGAUCUGUGGAAAUAUUAUCUCCUGCAGCAGAGGAUUUGUAGAAAUGAUUCAGUCUAAUCAAAAUGUUUAUGUCAAGCUGACAUGCGAAGAAGUUGGUGGUGUGUCACUUCAGUUAUUUGAUGAUGAACCCACUAUGUUGCUGACUGAUUUUCCAAAAUCUGAAUCACACAUCAUGAACAUUCCAAAACCUGUAACCGCGGUUCUGUCAAAUGAGGAGUACGAAGGGCCUUUUAAUUUUGAAGUAGACAUAAUUCCAAAUGGAUCAAAAAAUGGCUGGUUUUUUUCUCCAACCUUGAACAAGGUAUAUAUGGACAUAAAGGCUCCGUUUCCAAUAGACUUUAAGGUUAAGCAAAGACCACUACAUUCAUUGUUCAUCAGGGUUACUCCAAUGUACAGUUCACCACAGUUUGCUCAAGAAUGUGUUUCUAGAUGUGUUAACCAUGAAUAUGCUGAAGCAACCUCGAGUCCAAAUAUAAUGCCACAUAUCAGACCACACAUUAUAAGAUGUCAUAAUCAAUCAUCUAGUUACAUUGGAGAUAAAGCAAAUAACGAACGAUUAAGCAUAAUCAUUCCACUCUCGUUUCCACAAAUGGGAACCAACAGUAUUCGAGAAAUGUUCGAAUUUACUUGCAAGAAUUCUUGUCCUCAUCCUGGCAUGAAUCGAAGAUCUAUUGAAGUCAUAUUUACUUUGGAAGACAUGGACUCUCAAAUAUAUGGACGCAAGACAUUGAAUGUGAGAAUAUGCUCUUGUCCCAAACGUGAUAAAGAAAAGGAGGAAGCGGACGAUUCUGGCAAGACGCAGCCGCCGAGGGGCAAAAAGAGAAAACUGGAUAAACCGGCCAAAAAAAUUGUUAGUAAUAAUCAAGAUUUGAGAGAAUUUACUAUAUCGAUCCCCAUCGCUGGAAAACAUAAUAUUGGAAAUGUCCUUAAAUAUUGCCAUGAUCUGAUGGCAGGAGAGAUUGCACGCCAUUCUGGUAGUGGGGUGGAAACCACAGCGCCAUACAGUAAUGCCUUGUCUAAAAUUAGUACAAUGAUUAAGGACCUAAACGAGUAGCAUUCCAUGUUAUUCCUACACGUUUUUUUUUGUAUUUCUUUUUUUACACAUUUACCUUUGUCUACUUAUUUUUAUAUUAUCACUUGUUUUACGAGCAUUUGUGUAAGUGGGUGUGUUUUAUCAGUUUAGGGCGGUUUCUCUCUUUGAUUUUUCAUUAGUUUACAGUUAUUGAAUAGUUUUGUUAAACAUAUUCUUCAGAUAUAUGAAUAUAUGCUGAAGUUGAAAAAGUAACUCAUAUAUAUGAGCUAUUCUUUUAACAACUUAUUUUUCCUUUAACCCGGUAGCAGUCGCGCCGCUUAGAAAAAAUCUAACAUUUUAUCCUUUUCCGUGAUAACUUGAUGAAACAUUUUGCAACAUAACUUUCCACUCGUAAGUGCCUCUAGGAAGAUUGUAGUAAUGUUAGAAAUUUGUUUACAAACUAAGAAUAUGUUUAAUACUGCUAUUUACUUUAUUUACACUCUUUAUAGAAUUAAGGUUGAUUCGCAUUUUACGGAACGUCAGCGUCCCGUCACGAACCGGCAACGUUACGUAACAGUAAAAAAGUUACGUGGUACAGUAACGUUCACCAAGGUUUGUCACGUCAUUCAAUUACAACGAAAAGUUAAGCGAUGAGCAAAUUAAGCACAAAAAAAUGAGCAAUAAUUCUAUUAAUGUUGGACGAAGAGGAGCAGGCAAGCAACAACCCUAAGAAAAAGUUGUGGGUACGAAAGACGUUUCUUAAUGGAAAAUACGUAGGGGAGUAAGUACCAUAAGUACAUUGUUUAAACUUAAAGAACUAGAUGAUGACGAAAUUUGUUAUAAAUACUUCAGAAUGUCUCGGGAUCAGUUUCAUGUGCCAUAUUUAGUUCAAACAUCAAACUGAAAAGACAAUCUCGCCAAAUAUUCAAUUGAUUGACGGCCGCUGUUGUACUUUCCGCAUUCGUAUACUAGAAACAUAGAGAAAUAAAAACAAGGGUGCUUGGUUGAUACAUACGAUUGUCACACUCGAUGCUAGCGACUCGAUGAACUACUUACUAAACUAAACGGCCAGAAUAGGGAAAGCGGGAAAUUUAAAAUAAUUCUAUAUUUCCCUUAAAAGUUUUCAGAAAUAUAGGAUGGGAAAAACACAUUUUAUUUUUAAUCUUUAUUGUUAUUUAGCCUACCUACUUGCAAAACACGGUCUUUUGUCACACUAUCACUAGUUUUUUAUUUGUAUGUAAUACACUAUACACUAUGUACACUAUAUCCAUUAGUCCAUUAUCACUUGUGUAAUUCCAAUUUGUACUGUAUUAUCAGCUUAACAGUUAACAGUACUAGUAAGUACAUACCUGAAAAUAAAAAAUAAUAUAAAUCACUCGGAAACAUGGAAUUAACAUUAUUUUUAGUAAACUGCAGUAAUUAAUCACUUCAUAGUUUUUGAAAGGUUAUCUCCUAAAUGAAAGCAAUUUCGCUUUGUUGUACACGGCAUAUGAAUGUACUUUAAAAAAUCAAUAUUUCUAGACUAUUAUAUAAUAUUAAAAUUAUAUUUCCACCUACCAAUAUUCAAUUCCACCAAUUCAAUAUAGUUAAAUCAAACAAUUCAGCACAACAACAAAAUGGAGUCAUAAAAACAUGAUAAAAACACAACCUGAAAAGUCAAUGUCAACAAGUAUAUUUUCACGGUACAAUAAAUUCUUUAUUGUACCAUGGCACAGAAUGGUAAAAAUUUUAGUUUCAUAAACAACAGCGCCCCGAUGUGCUACUUAUCUGCGCAGAAAGGAAUGUGAACGGUUUGCCCUAUCCUUUGACCGCUCUCUUGUUUUUAUUUCUCUAUGACUAGAAAUAUGCAGGAAUUGACAUAAAACGUAACAGACCGUCACGUCAAAAUAUUGUUUUAGAGAAACGUUGAGGGUCUGAGAGCGUGACGUUCCGUGACGGUGCCGACAUAUGAGAACAUCCUCGCUUAAAAUACACUACAGAAUAUUUUUACGGGACGUUGACAUUCUGUAAAAUGCGAAUCGACCUUUAAUGUUUUUAAACAUAACUUUAUAGUUUAUACUAGAAAACACUAAAUUUUUAGAUUUACUUAUAUCAUAUUCUACCUCAAUAUAAAGGUGCGCAUUAUUUUUAAAUGCGUCCUGUAUUAAAACAGUGUUCAUGCUCUUUUUAAUUUUACAUUAAAAUAAAAAAUAAAGUGCUCAAGUACAAAUAUAUUAAACACUUAUUAAUAUUGCAUAUAUUAUAGAACGAUGGAGAAACCAUUGUUCGUAUUUUGAAAGGGAGAAAGUCGCAAAGGACUAAAUCGGAUUAAUAAAAUGUUUAGAGAAGUAUCUAGCGCAUUUUGACCAUUAUUUGUUGGUAUGUCGUAAUUGAUUCAUUAAUUCAUCGUAAAAUCUCUUCAGUACAUAUAAAAUGUAUAAUUAUGUAAAAUUUAUGUAGCCAGUGUAACCAGAUAUCGUAAAAUACGUUAAGAUCUGAGGUGGGUAGGGCAUGUGAUGCGGAUGGAACAAAUUUACCCUGCUAGAAAAACGCUCUUUGAUAGACCCAUUGGUCAGAGAUGAAGAUCCAGAACAAUGAAGACAUGAAAAAUAUGGAAAUAUGUGCUUGGCGGAGGAUAAGGAUGACUGGAGAGAAAUUCUUGAGAAGGCUAGGACUCAGCAUUAGCUUGUUUACUUCCUUUAAAAUUAAAAUUAUUUCUUUCUGCAAUAUGUUUGCUCAUUUCUCCAUUUUAUUUUUCCUCUUCUUCUGUCAGGAACUUGCUACUCAGCUGUUGGUAUUGGGCGAUUAUCAUUUUUAUCAUUUCGGUGUUAAUGAUGCCUUAUCAAUUUUAAUAUAUCAGGAGCUUGGAGGAGUAAGGGCGAACUGCAAAAACGAUGCUUCGAGAAAAAGUAUCAACUUGUAAAAUUACUAUAAUAAUCAUUCUUAUUUAUGCCUUAUAUUCACUUUGUAAAGAUGGUUUUUGUCGGUGUCACGUUCUAUCGGUACAUCGGCUCAUCACUACAAUCUUUUCUCAGAAGCGUUGAACAGAAUAAUGAAAGGCGCCUGUGUGAGAGGAAAGUUGAUCGCCAAGUACUAAUAAAAAUUACAAUAUACAAUAAACGUUAUGCAAAUUUAGUUUCUCUACUAUUAUGCAAAUUACACCCUAAUCUUUUCCUACGGUAUGGAAAUCCUUCUGGUAGAUCUUAAAAACUUAAAAGGAUCAAGUAUAUUCAAAUGGGAAAUAAGCCACAAUUUUACCUAAAAAUGAUUUUAUUAACGUUUCGACGCCCAAGUCGGGUGUCGUUGUCAAAAUACAAAAUAAUACUAAAUAAUAAAAUCAUUUUUAGGUAAAAUUGUGGCUUAUUUCCCAUUUGAAUAUACUUGAUUAUAAAAAUGCCACAAGAAAAUAGCUUCAGAACAACACUUAAAAGGAUCUUGCAAGAUUUUUAUGAAAUAAAAAAAGAGGUUUAAUACUUUUUAUUCUAUAAAAAUAAACAUCCCUAGUGUUUUUAAUAAAAUUCACAAAUAAAGCUUCAAUUGAAUUCAAUUUGAUUCUCAUCGUCUACGGUUUCUUCGUCUUCUGUAUCUCACCAAUUUAAGCUACAGAAACACCGGUGCGUUAACAGAGAAGAAGGGGCGAACCUUGAACGGAAACGCAACGAAAGCCUCUGGGUUCGCCCUUACUCUUCUAGACGAUUAUGCAGUUCAGUUUCUGACAUGAAUGGAUUGGUAUAUAUAUUAUUUCUUACGAAAUUUUAGGAGUAUUAAGGGCGAAACAUGCUGUUAUAAUAUACAGACGCAUUCUUUAAAAGUAUGUGAGGAAGAUGAGACUGUUUUUGAAAUUACCAUUUUUCGGGCUCGCCCUUACUCCUCCAAGCUCCUGAUAUGCUCUCACAUAUUCAUUUUUAAAAUCAUUUUACUAUCCAAAGAUAUGCUUACGCUAUCCCCUUGCUUUAUUAGAGAAUCUCACAAUUCUCACUUCUUUUAUAGCUGCACAGAACAGUUUACAUAACUGCAAAUAUCUCUCUUUCUAUAAACUUUUCCUGAAAGCACGAAUUUUAAUAGACUAUAUCUCAUUAUAACUUUAGUAUUCCUUAUUCAGUGCCCACCAUAAAUCCUCUCGAGAUCCGAUGAUACGUUUUGGUAGGCCUUGGAUGCCAAAUUUGCAGUUAUUAAAGCGUCAUGGGGACCUAUUGAGUUGUGAAGAUUAGGUCCUAAAUCCAAAAAAGUUAAGUUUUCCAUUUUAUCGAGGAUUUUCCCCAUUUAAAUUACUCAUUUAAACCUAAUUAUCUACACUUGAGAGCAAAAUAAUCGACUUACUUGCUGAAUAAUUGUACACGUGGAAUUUCCUAAACCUGUUGUCCGAUUUGAGUGAUUUUUUUAGUAUGUUAUAACCUUAUUAUUUAAGAAAAUCGAUGUAAUGUUAUUGUUGCUAUACAGGUAAAGGUCAUUUUAUACCGGGUGUAACAAUCAUAGUGUGUUUUUUCUUAAAGUUUAGAACACCCUGUGGAGUAUUCUAGCAUAUACAAAAUAUUUAAAUUAAAAUUCAAUUGUAGGCUUAGGCUUUAUUAACAUUUUCUUUUUUGACUCAUUUGCUUAUGUUGGAUAAUAAAAAAGUUAGGUAUGUUUAAGAAAAAAACACAGUAUGAUUGUUACACCCGGUAUAAAAUGACCUUUACCUGUCUAGCAAUAAUAAAUAUUACAUCGAUUUUCUUAAAGAAUAAGGCUGUAACAUAGCCACCUUUAGUUUACAAGCCAUGAAGAGAAAAAGGCAACGUCGCAAUUGAUGACGUUGGUAGUCUGACCUUCGGACUAAAGCUUUCGAAACUACGAUUUUAAAGUACAAAUUCUGGUAAAAUUUAUAGUAUUUUUUGAGUCGAACAAGAAAAUAUUGUUAAUUAGAAGUUUGUACAAAAUAAUAUUAAAAGUAAUUCCUUGUAAGUAACGUUUAUUAUACAAAAAAAAAAACAAUAAGAAUAUAAACGGGAUUUAUUUCUUUCGAAUCCUAAGAAAACUAAUAAGUAUUUUUCAAAAAUUUAAACGCAGAGUGAAAGAUUACGUUAGGACCGAGGGCCCAAAGUCCCUGAAAACUUCUAUGUUUAUUUUAAUAAGUUACAGGGGUGAAAAACUAAGAAAAUUUAGUGUGAUUUUUAGUUUCAAAUAUGUCAUUAAAAAAAAACUUUUUAUUCGUUCUAAGGGACUUUCGGCCCUCGGUAAUAAAGUAAUCUUUUAUUCUGCGUUUAAAUUUUUCAAAAAUAAGUACUUAUUAGUUUCCUCAGAAUUCGAAAAACAUAAUUACAGUAGAACGUCGAUAAUCCGGACCGUCAAUAAUCCGGAUUUGUAUCUAGCAAAAAUAUCUGAUUCUUUUAAAAUAAAUUAAGAACUUCGCUGCGAAAAACGAACCUCUACCGCAGUUCAAAAAUAUUUUACACAUUUAUUUAAAAGCCCAAAUAGUGUCUGAUGUUUUUACUGUACACAUGGUGCUAUUAUAAAUUAAUUACAAUACAGUGUUUAAACAUAAAAAAAUGUUUUGAUUAAUUUCACCUCUAGACACUUUACUGUACAAGAGAAAACAUAAAAUUUUAAAACGUUUGUUGUACUUUAAUGUGUAUACUGGCCUUUUUUUGAGGUAAUUUCGAUAAUCCGGAUAAUUUGAUAAUCCGGAUGGGGUCCGGUCCCAAUUAAUCCGGAUUAUUGACGUUCUACUGUACAUUUAAAAUAGAGGCGUCAAAAUUUUUCAUUUUGUUCCUUUCCCCUUAAAGUUUGUCGCACUUAUUUCGAAACACCCUGAAUUGAUAAAGAAUAAAUCUAGUUGUUAAACAUAAGCGAAUUAAUCAAAAAAACAGAAUGUUAAGAAAACCUGAGUCUAUAGUUGGGUUUUAAUUUCAGUAUUUUAUAAAUGCCCUGUACACCAUAAAAAUUUGACUGGUCAGCAACAAUAUUAUUACAGCGGUAUUGUUAAAGAAUUAGGCUAUAACAUAUUAAAAAAAUCACUUAAAUCUGCCAACAGGUUUAGAAAAUAUAAGACAUUAAAAAUGACAAAAUUUUUAAGUGGACGGAUUUCUAUAUGCACGCAAGUUUAUAUAAAAAUAUAUUAUAUUGAACUAAAAUCAUAUUAAUAACAUACAUUUUAAUGUUCUUUAUACUUUGGAGCACGAAAUAUUGUAAAAUAUUUCAGUUUCUCUGUAAAUACAGUGAAUAUUUUUUAAAAACAAAUGAGAACUGUCAGAAUUAAUCGGUCUACCAAUAGAUGUUGCCAAGUUUCAACUUCAUGGCUUGUUAAGUAAAGGUGGCUAUGGCUGUAACAUACUAAAAAAAUCACUCGAAUCGGACAACAGGUUUAGGAAAUUCGAGACUUCUAAUGUGUACACUUCAGCAAGUCAGUCGAUUAUUUUGCUCUCAAGUGUAUUUCAAAAGAUGCGCAGUGUAUAGAGUAUUUAAUUGAGAAUGUCAUGAGUCAUGAGAAAUUCACUGGGUGCAUAAUUGUUUAAUUAUUUUUAGACAUUUUAUAAAACAUAAACCGGUUGAGAUUGUUAUAAGUUUCAUAUUGUCAAUAUAAACAGAGAGAGAGAGAGAGAAAGAAAGAGAACAAAGCUGGCAUGGUGAUAUCGUUAAGUUGCUGGAUUUGAUUUAGAAAAUGUGUUUGAAAUAUUAUUACAGGUUUUAGUUGUAAUAUGUUCGUUCCAUUUAUAUAAUUCCUUUGUUUAAUAGUGUAAGUUAGUAAUAGUUUUCCAGUUUACUUAUUGAUAUAUUUUUUAAUUUAGGAGGCGCAUAUGUCACACAAUAUGCUAAUGCGGUGUUGCUAUUAUUGUACUUUAUUAAUUUCAAAAUAUAUACCUACAAUAGAUUGUAAGCCAAAUUUGAUGCAAUAAAGUUGCAAUAUUUUUUUACCGAUAUGUUAGGUUAAUCUUUAUUAAUUUUGUAAUAAUAAAAUUUACAAAAAUGUC